This is a messenger RNA of Astrephomene gubernaculifera, 2333 nucleotides long. Lineage: Eukaryota; Viridiplantae; Chlorophyta; Chlorophyceae; Chlamydomonadales; Astrephomenaceae. The record is from the annotation of a GenBank genome assembly.
AAUUAACUUGGGGUUUCUUGUUUUCAAUAAAGAAGCUGGUGACAUCUUUGGGUAGCCCCCAUCGUUCGUCUAUCCAUCUACGUCGGUCACCCUCCUUUGGGCACAUACUGAGCACCACGGUUUUCGUCUCCUAGCACUGACAGUGCACUGCUCUCUACUAGAUAACUAGGCAGCAUGGAGCUUCAAGGAUGGCUAGCGGAGGGCUGGCAGAAAAGAACUGAACAGAAGUUAGCCGUCGCAGGAUGCCUGGCUGCUGCUUUAUCGCUGCGGAGCAGCCCGCUCAGGACAAUCUCCAGGCUGCAGGAGUUCGCACACAAACUUGUGGGAUACGGCGGCGCGGCCCUUCUCUUCAGCGGCAUCCAGGAAACAUCUCGUGCUGUGCGUGGACGCCACGACUUCCUAAACAGCGCUGUUAGCGGGGGCAUUACGGGUGCUGUGGUAGUCGGCCACUAUCAAGGCCCCCAGUACCGCAUGUUGGGGUUGCUGACGUGGAGCUCCGUGUGUGCCGUACUGCACCUCACCAACUCCCUGAUGCAACCCAGGCACCUACUGGAGGACUACCUGAUCCGUGAGGGGCUGCUGUCACCGCAGGUGGCAUUGAUGCGGGAGGCGGCAGCUGCUGCUGCGGCGGCGGCUGCAGGAGGACAGGAGCGCGGACUGCAGCGGUUUGAGCACCGGGACGUGCUGCUGGAUUCUCUGGCCAUUCGGGACCGGGAGAUGCAGCAGCUGAACGCGCGCCUCGCGGCAGGGAAGCCCGCAGCAGCAGCAGCAGGGGCGGGGGCCACCGCGUCUGCUGGUGCUGGUGCUGGUGAGGACUUGAGGGUUGAUGACAUCGCGGAUGAUGACGAGGGCUACCUGGCGUGGCUGCGCAACAACGGGUUCGAGGCGGAUGCGUUGCUGCAGCCGCGGGGGGCGGAGGCGGCAGCUGCGGGUGCAACCGCUGAGGGCAGCAGCAGUACCAGCAGCAGCAGCGGGGUCAGCAGCAAGGAGGGAGCUAAGUCAGCUGGUGGUUCCGGAGCGGGCGGGAGCAGCGGGGCGGAGGUGGCCGGGGCGGCGGCGGCGGAAGGCGCUGGGAGAAAGCGGACAUGGCGGGAGUGGUUCAGCCGCUGGAGCUGGAGGCGCUCGAAGACUGGUGGCAGCGGGAGCGGGGGCGAUGGCAGCGCGGCUAAUGGGGAGUCCCAACAGUAGCCAUCUAGCGUGGUCAGCUAGGAGCGACUGUGCUAGUGCGGCAUUUUGGGUCUGCCUGGUGGCUUCCGUUGUUGACUGUAAGAAUAAGACGCGCUUGGUACUGAAGUGGUGCUUUCAGGAGCUGAAGCAUGUCAGGGGCACCGUCAAACGGCAUGUUUCCGGUACAAAGGACAAGGAGGACGAGCAAUUACUACUAGAAUGGCAAUUAUGGCAUUAAGGGAUUAUGGGCAUUCUACCGUGCGUGCAAAUGCUGAGCAAUAAUUAAAAGAUCGGAUCGCAUUCUCGAACAAACUGUCAUUCGCACAGCCGGGAGCUGGUAUUUACUUAGCCCACGGCGAACGUAUCUUUUCUUCCAUUACCCCAAUCACUCCCUUAUUAAGCGAUAUAGCGCAGCUAGAGAAGCCUCUUAUCCAGGGAAGCUACUCGCUAUCCUGACACCACUUGCUGGGAAAUAACCGCGCUCGUGUUUAUAAACAAAGCAUAAGACAGAGGCUUUUAGGCGCCUCCGCAGCGACAUUGUUUUAUUAACCGCGUCUUCACGCCAACCGUCGUCAUCGACGUCCAUCGCUAUCAAGCCUUUCGCGCUGCGGCAUAUUUGUAAGCUAGAAUGUCUGCUGGCGGCGCAGCAGAACCUAAGAAGAUUGGGGCGGGCCUUCUUAUCUGCUGCGAGGGCUCCUGUCUGCUGCUGAAGCGCAGCGAGGACAGCGGCAACCCGGGCAGCUGGGGGCUGCCGGGCGGCAACGCGGAUGCGGCGGACGGGGGAGACCUCCUGGGCACCGCCAUGCGGGAGGCGCGCGAGGAGGUGGGGGAGCUGCCGGCGGGGCUCAAGGUGCGCGGAUCCGUGCUGACCAGGCGCGGCAAGUGCCUUCAGAAGCACUACACCGUGUUCGUGGCUAGCCUGCCCCCCACCGCCCGCAGCACCUACCAGCCCACCCUCAACCACGAACAUACCGAUUGGCGCUGGGUGGACCUCCGACAUGCGGCCGCACUCGCCGCACCGCACCUGGUCGCUGCUGCCGCUGCUGCCGCUGCUGGCACCACCCCACACAGCUGCACCCACCCACCUGCACCUGCAACGACAACCCCGAAUGCAACCGACACCAGCAGCAGCAGCAGCAGCGGCCACAACGCUGGCGGUGGCGGCG